ACAUCGAAACAUCAAGCCUGCGCCAGAGCUUGCAUAACGUCGUCGGCGAAGCAUAUCAUCUUCGCGACUCGCCAACAAAACCUUCAAGCCGAGCCAGUUCCUCCUUUUCAUUCACUUCGGAUUUACUUCGCUUGUGACAGCGACAAACGUGGUCCACGGCAAGAGCGACCGCUCUUUCAGUACAAGAAUGUCGGCACCCACAGAGCACGUCGAUGUGCCUACGGUCGAGCCAUCGAACGGCGCCAAUGGCACCCACGGCGACAACACAAACUCUCUUCCACCCGCGACCAACGGAAUUUCCACUAGCGACACGACCACGAUGGCACCCGGACUGAGCGCCGAUGAGAUGGCCCAAUACGACCGCCAGAUUCGUCUCUGGGGAGCUGAAGCGCAACAGCGCAUUCGCUCCGCCAACAUUCUUUUGGUGUCGCUUCGUGCGCUCGGCACUGAGAUCGCAAAGAACCUCACGCUUGCUGGAGUCAGCUCGCUCACGAUUAUCGACGAAGACCCAGUCACCGAAGAGGAUCUCGGAGCACAGUACUUUCUUCGCGAAGAAGAUGUCGGCAAGCCGCGCGCCGCGUCGGCCAUCCCGAGAAUACAAGAGCUCAAUCCUCGAGUGACCGUCAAGUCCGGUGGCAGCUUACAGCAACUCCUCACUCAAACGGAAACAUACUACGCUCCAUUCGACUGCAUAAUAGCAUGCGAUCACGAUAUGAUGACUCUCUCCCUGAUCAAUACCGCAGCUCGUGUGGCGAGCAGACCAUUCUACGCUGCUGGCAUUCAUGGUUUCUACGGAUACAUCUUCUCCGAUCUGGUGGGCCACGAGUUCGUCAUCGAGCGGGAGAAGUCCAACGUGCCGACCGCAAUCGCUGCUGAGACGUUGACCCGUUCCGUCAUCGGCGUCACCGAGAGAAAGGAGAACAACGGUAAGAACACCGAGAUCGUCAAGAAGCAAGAGGUUUACUGCCCGCUCAUCCUGGCCAACUCUUCGCCGCUGCCUCCGGAUAUCCUGGGCAAUCGCCGCAAGCUCAAAGCUGUGCCUGCUUUGCUCCCUUGCCUGCGCGCACUCUUCGACUUUCAACGUACCUUCGGCAAAUUUCCCGAGGCCAGUCAACAGGAUAUCGUCUCGUUCACCACACUCGCUACCACGAAGCUGCGCGAACUUCAACUGCCACAAGAGACUCUUCGUGCCGACUUUCUCCGUAGCUUCAUGCAGAAUAUCGGUUCCGAGAUCACACCGACCGCGGCCUUUGUCGGCGGCCGCCUCAGCGAGGAUGUGAUCAACGUUCUGGGCAAGCGCGAGCAACCGAUCCAGAACUUCGCACUCUUCGACGGCGACAGUCUCGAUGGUAGGAUCUAUUGCCUGUUCAGUGUGCCACCGGAGCUCGCUUUCGAUGCGCUACAACCGAUGCCGAUGGGUAUGCCUGCGGUGGGCGACAUGUCCAUGAACGGGCAAAUGCCGGCGCUACCAGAUAUGUCGAUGAAUAUGGGCAUGGGUAUGAGCAACGGUACCGCAGCAGCGCCUCUCGAAUGA
This is a messenger RNA of Zymoseptoria tritici IPO323, 1534 nucleotides long. RefSeq lists its product as uncharacterized. NCBI's taxonomy places the organism in Eukaryota, Fungi, Ascomycota, Dothideomycetes, Mycosphaerellales, Mycosphaerellaceae. Bases 188 to 1534 code for a protein of 448 amino acids. Gene Ontology annotation, molecular function: SUMO activating enzyme activity. Gene Ontology annotation, cellular component: cytoplasm; SUMO activating enzyme complex. The record is from RefSeq and is a predicted model, not a curated record. The transcript has 2 exons. Gene Ontology annotation, biological process: protein sumoylation.